GCGCCGGCGGCGCCCGCCGCGGCGGAGGCGGCCGCGGCCGCGGCCGGCUCCUCCGCCGACGGCCACGACUCGGAGGACCCGGCGGAGGCGGAGGCAGUGGACGUGCUCGACGACUCCAUCAUCUCUCGGGGGCGGCGGCACGUGCGGCGCAGUUGGCGUCGGACAGUGACAGGCCCGCGGCGUCCAGGGCGGCAAAAGGCCGUUCGGCGCAGCCGUCCUCCGACAGCGAUGCGCCCGAGGCGUCCAAGCCGGCCCAGCGUCGCACGGCGCAGCUGACGUCGGACAGCGACGAGCCCAGGGCGUCCAAGCCAGCCAAGGCCCGUUCGGCGCAGCUGACGUCGGACAGCGACGAGCCGAAGCCGUCACAGCCAGUCAAGAAGGGGCGCCCAGGUGCAGAACUGACUUCGGACAGCGACGAGCCGAAGCCGUCUAAGCCAGCCACGACUCACCAGGGUGGGCAGCUGAUGUCGGAGAGCGACAACGAGCCCAAGGCGCCCAGGCCAGUGAGGAGGGCGACCUCGGGGCUGACGUCAGACAGCGAUGACGUGGCCAAACAGGCCAAGCCCGUCAAGAAGGCCACCUCGGGGGUGUCGUCGGACAGCGAUGGCGUGCCCAAAGCUGCCCCGCCGCUCAAGAAGAAGGUCUCGGUGAUGACGUCGGACAGCGACGUGCCCAGGGCGACCAGGCCAGUCAAGAAGGCAACCUCGGGACUGUCGUCGGACAGCGAUGACGUGCCCAAUCUGGCCAAGCAAGGCGAGAGGAAGGCCUUGGUGAUGACGUCGGACAGCGACGCGCCCAGGGCGGCCAGGCCAGUCAAGAAGGCAACCUCUGGGUUAUCGUCGGACAGCGAUGACGCGCCCACCGCGGCCAGGCAAGGCGCAGGGAAAGUCUUGGCGAUGACGUCCGAUAGCGACGUGCCCACGACGACCAAGCCGGUCCGGAAGGCAGCGUCGGGACUAUCUCGAAGAACGAUGACGCGCCCACUUCGACCAAGCAAGCCCAGAGGCCUACCUCGCAGUUGACGUCCGACAGUGACGACGUGACCAAGGCGACGAAGCCAGUCAGAAAGAGCGCGGCGGGUACCAGCAGCAGCUCCGACGGCGUUGCGCGCGCUGCCGCGAGGCGGCGAGCUGUCGUCGACAGCGACUCCGACUAGCCAGCUCUCUAGAGCGCUGGCAUCGAGGCACGGUACACGGGGCAGAGAAUUGGCGAUUGCAAGUCUCGCUGGCGGGCGACAGAAAACGUCAGAAAGCAUGCGCCGUGCUACAAAGAUUUGUACCACAAUCUUCAUAUUCGAUGACCCUGCUAUUCGUGAGAUUGACAGUCAUGUAUCGAAGUCGCCUACGGCGAACCACCACCGCCCCCUGCUUCUUUGGAGACGCCUAUGUGGCCGAGCGUUGGGUCCAGAGCUUGGACUGGCUAUCGGACCACGUGCUCCCCGACCCAUUGUGAAACCCCGUCGGAAAACACAUGGAGGAGUCCAAAUCCAUCGUAAGGAUGCGCUGCUUCAUCAAGACUACCUCUGCACCCCUGCUUGAUUACGCCCGAGUUGUCUGUCGAUCCAGGCCAGACCCACUGCUCCGAACGGACCGAUCAGAUCGUCCGUACGAUGUUUAUCCGGCAGCAGUUGCGCACAUCCGCCGCUGUAGGCAUGUGCCUUUGAUCGUUUAGUCGUUCUUGUCCGUCCUCUCUUUUCCCAGCGGCCAGCACCAGCGGCGACGAAGUAUGUUCAGUAUCAACAUUAUGUACAGGCUCCGCUUUUGCCAACAUGGUCUGGGUGGAGGAGAAGAGGAAGGGCGGACGAGACCUAAACCCAAGACGCCGCGAUUGUUUCACAACGUCGACUCCCAGAGGUCCGGACCCCUUCCCCGGGAUCGGCGUUCCCUCCACCUCAUUCUUCCAGACCUUCCGUGCUGACCUUCCAACCUCUUGCGCUACCUCAAACGCUGAGUUAUCUUGAAUUGCGUAAGGCUUUCAAUGGUUAUACUGAACUGUUUGAGGUUCCAGCGAAUUCC
Prorocentrum cordatum is the source of this 2015-nucleotide messenger RNA. Lineage: Eukaryota; Dinophyceae; Prorocentrales; Prorocentraceae. The record is from the annotation of a GenBank genome assembly.